UCUGGCUGUCUUCAUGUCACCUUGUGGGAAUUGGAGCUCAGAAAACCUGCACAAAAAUGGCAAUACUCUGGCUACUACUUUUGAUGAGUAUCAUCAUGGGGUCUACUGCUACAGACAUUGAAGAAUUGGAGAACACCACUUUUAAGUAUCUCAUAGGAGAACAGACUGAAAAAAUGUGGCAACGCCUGAAAGGAAUACUAAGAUGCUUAGUGAAGCAGCUGGAAAAAGGUGAUGUUAACGUCGUAGACUUGAAGAAGAAUAUUGAAUAUGCAGCAUCUGUGUUGGAAGCAGUUUAUAUCGAUGAAACAAGAAGACUGCUGGAUACCGAAGAUGAGCUCAGUGACAUUCAGUCGGAUUCAGUCCCGUCGGAAGUCCGAGACUGGUUGGCUUCUACCUUCACACGGAAAAUGGGGAUGAUGAAAAAGAAAUCUGAGGAAAAACCUAAGUUUAGGAGCAUUGUGCAUGCUGUUCAAGCUGGAAUUUUUGUGGAAAGAAUGUACAGAAAGUCCUAUCACAUGGUUGGUUUGGCAUACCCAGAAGCUGUCAUAGUAACAUUAAAGGAUGUUGAUAAAUGGUCUUUUGAUGUAUUCGCCUUAAAUGAAGCAAGUGGAGAACACAGUCUGAAGUUUAUGAUUUAUGAACUGUUUACCAGAUACGAUCUUAUCAACCGUUUCAAGAUUCCUGUUUCUUGCCUAAUUUCCUUUGCAGAAGCUUUAGAAGUUGGUUACAGCAAGUACAAAAAUCCUUAUCACAAUUUGAUUCACGCAGCUGACGUCACUCAAACUGUGCAUUACAUAAUGCUUCAUACAGGUAUCAUGCACUGGCUCACUGAACUGGAAAUUUUAGCAACGGUCUUUGCCGCUGCCAUUCAUGAUUACGAGCAUACGGGAACCACAAACAACUUUCAUAUUCAGACAAGGUCAGAUGUUGCCAUUUUGUAUAACGAUCGCUCUGUCCUUGAGAAUCACCAUGUGAGCGCAGCUUAUCGACUUAUGCAAGAAGAAGAAAUGAAUGUCUUGGUCAAUUUAUCCAAAGAUGACUGGAGGGAUCUUCGGAACCUAGUGAUUGAAAUGGUUUUGUCUACAGACAUGUCAGGUCACUUCCAGCAAAUUAAAAAUAUAAGAAACAGUUUGCAGCAGCCUGAAGGAAUCGACAGAGCCAAAACCAUGUCCCUGAUUCUCCAUGCGGCAGACAUCAGCCACCCAGCCAAGUGCUGGCAGCUGCACUACCGGUGGACCAUGGCCCUGAUGGAGGAGUUUUUCCUGCAGGGAGAUAAAGAAGCUGAAUUAGGGCUCCCAUUUUCCCCACUUUGUGAUCGGAAGUCAACGAUGGUGGCCCAGUCACAAAUAGGUUUCAUUGAUUUCAUAGUAGAGCCAACAUUUUCUCUUCUGACUGACUCAACAGAGAAAAUUAUUAUUCCUCUUAUAGAGGAAGCCUCAAAAACCGAAAAUCCUUCCUAUGGAGCAAGCAGACGAUCAAAUAUGAAAGGCACCGUGAACGAUGGAACCUACUCCCCAGACUACUCCCUCGCCAGCGUGGACCUGAAGAGCUUCAAAAACAACCUGGUGGAUAUCAUACAACAGAACAAAGAGAGGUGGAAAGAGUUAGCUGCACAAGGAGAACCUGAUCUUCAUAAGAACUCAGAAGAUCUAGUAAAUGCCGAAGAAAAACAUGCUCAUAUGCAUUCAUAG
This is a messenger RNA of Diceros bicornis minor, 1691 nucleotides long. RefSeq names its product phosphodiesterase 1A (gene PDE1A). Gene Ontology annotation, molecular function: 3',5'-cyclic-nucleotide phosphodiesterase activity. Lineage: Eukaryota; Metazoa; Chordata; Mammalia; Perissodactyla; Rhinocerotidae. The record is from RefSeq and is a predicted model, not a curated record. Gene Ontology annotation, biological process: signal transduction. The coding region runs from base 57 to 1691 and encodes 544 amino acids. The transcript has 15 exons.